Messenger RNA from Impatiens glandulifera, 993 nucleotides. Its product is annotated as PRA1 family protein B3-like. The transcript has a single exon. The record is from RefSeq and is a predicted model, not a curated record. Gene Ontology annotation, biological process: vesicle-mediated transport. Bases 64 to 702 code for a protein of 212 amino acids. Gene Ontology annotation, cellular component: Golgi apparatus; endoplasmic reticulum. Lineage: Eukaryota; Viridiplantae; Streptophyta; Magnoliopsida; Ericales; Balsaminaceae.
AAUUAUCCCUCUUCUCUCUCUCUCACAGCACAAACUUUAACAGAGUGUACCACGAGCACAUCAAUGGCUUCGCCGCCGACUCUCCCGAUCUCCCAAUCAUCCACCGGCGGCGGUCUAUCUCAGACGCCCAUCGCUACUCCGGCCUUCCGCGCCUUCUUAUCUCGUCUCUCUUCUUCCGUCCGUCAGGGUUUCGCCCACCGUCGUCCCUGGUACGAACUCGUCGAACGCAACUCCAUAGCCCGUCCUGACAACCUAUCAGAAGCCGUCUUUCGCAUCCGCAGGAAUUUAUCUUACUUCAGAGUCAACUACAUCACCGUAAUUGCUUCCGUCCUUGCAAUUUCUCUCAUCUCUCAUCCAUUCUCUCUUCUACUCCUACUCUGCCUCCUAGCAGCUUGGCUCUUCCUCUACAUGUUCAGACAAUCAGAUCAGCCUCUCGUCAUCUUCGGCCGCACAUUCUCAGAUCGAGAGACUCUCGGCAUACUCGUUCUCUCCACCAUUAUUGUGGUUUUCCUCACUAGCAUCGGAUCUCUACUUAUUUCCGGUGUAUUGGUUGGAUUUGCUGUGGUUUGUGCUCAUGGCGCUUUCAGGAUUCCUGAGGAUUUGUUCCUUGACGAACAGGAACAGGUUAACCCCGGUUUUCUCUCUUUUCUCGGCGGUGCUGCUGCUCCAACCGUAGCUGCUGCUGCUGCUGCAAGAGUAUGAUGAAGAAGACCAAAUCAGAUCUUCAACACACGUCACUCGUAGAACAAUUUUUUUAGGGUAAAAAUUCCUAUCCUUCUGUUAUUAUUAUUAUUCAUAUUGUAUCAUUGAUGACAAAAAAAGUUUAUCUGUUUGGCAGAAUUUAUAUCUCAAUCUUGCUUUUUGCUACUUUUUAUUUUAUGUAAUGAGCUUUAGAUCUUACUAAGUUGAGCUUUCUUCUUCUUAAGUGUGAAAAUUUGUAUUGAUCUCAUCAUAUUACCAUUCUUGUACGCCAUUUGAGCUUUCUUGUUCUCA